AUGGCUACAGCGCACAUGGCCGUCAGAACUGAGACCUUCCCGCGUUCGACCUCCAUCUCCCACGGCGAGUCAAUGGGCGCUCGCGUUAUUCCCAUACCUACUCCCACGAUCAAGAUGUCUCCCCCGAGUACCGGCGAUCCCAUGGAGAUAACCUCUCCGGCGCCGUCAUCCGCCAACCAUAACUCCGACUCGGAUGCCAAUGGCAAAUCCAACGACCGACCCAAGAACUCUCCCGCUCCAGAAUCGAACAACGUCUCCAACAACUCCAACAGCAUGCCUGCUCCCCCGCCGGCUGCGGCUGCCGUGCACCAGCCCAAGAUCGUGCAGACUGCCUUUAUCCACAAGCUCUACAACAUGUUGGAGGAUCCAAAUAUUCAGCAUUUGAUAUCAUGGUCUGCAAGCGCAGAGAGCUUCGUCAUGUCGCCCUCUGCCGACUUUUCGAAAGUCCUAUCACAAUAUUUUAAACACACCAACAUUUCAUCGUUCGUACGACAGCUGAAUAUGUACGGUUUUCAUAAGGAGAGGGACGUAUUUCACACUGGUAACCCGGACACAACGCUCUGGGAAUUCAAGCAUGGCAAUGGAAAUUUUAAGCGAGGCGAUCUUGUUGGCCUCCGUGAGAUCAAGCGAAGAGCGAGUCGACACGCCCUUGUUCAUCGAGAGAGCAACUACAGCAAAGCAGCGCCCUCACAACCAGGCACACCAGCAGAGCCUGUUCCUCUUCCGCAAGACGGCCCCGAUGCGCGAAUGCUCAACAUUGAGCAUUCUCUUUACGACCUGAGCGCUCGUCUACAGAGAAGUGAGGAGGCAGCUCACUACAUGCAUGUCAAGAACCAGGCCGCGAUGGAGACAGUGAACCGACUCCUCCACUUCAACCAGGAGCUAUCGAGGACCAUGCUCUCGAUUGUCCCUGCUGAUAGCCCUGUUUCUCGUGAUGUGAUCGCAUUGCAGGGCGAAAUUCAAAGACAGGCUGAUAUGCUCAGAACAAUUGACGAGCCUCCACAGGAGCCCCCAUACGUUGGUCGACAGCAGUACUUCGCGGCUGUGGAGAAUGCCCCAGUAUCUCCCAGACAGCUCGCCCAGGACGAUCAGAGACGAGGCCCCAACCUAGCGGUUCCCCAAGCGCGUGGUCAGAAUUUUUAUCGACCACCUGUUCCCUCCAACCUGUCGGUCAGCACUCGAAGGCCAUAUGGAUCGAUCAGCGGAAGCAGCACCACUCAGUCGUCCCCCCUGCGGACAGUCCCCCCUCCUCCGCCUCCGGCUCCCCAUCCUCUCUCAAACGUCGAAACCGCUCCCGGUCCCGGUAGUCUUGCGCGUCGACAUACCGCCGCCGAUAUCCGUGCCCAUGGCUGGCAGCCGACACCGUCACCCUUUGGCGCCGGCGCUCCGGCAUCCAACUGGCCACCCUCCCCCAGCCGUGUAGCUCCCGAAGACCAGCGCAUCAGGGAUUCACUAUCGACCUAUUCGCUCCAGGCGGCGUCGCAGCCCCAUUCUCAGUCUCGGCCGACAACGCCCCCUGGUCCAUUCGCAAACGGUGGUGGUGCCGCGGCAGAUACGUUCGGAAGCUGGUCAUGGAACUCGGCUGGUCGCGAGAAUAAGAACCUCGCCAUCAAGGACCACUCAGCUCCGCCAACUAGGAGGGGGAGCAUGGCGCACAUCCUGAACCCGAGCGACACAGCCGAGAGGUCAGAUGAGGAUGAAGACCCUCGAGGCGAUGACGACAGAAAGCGAAAACGAAUGCAGUAG
Messenger RNA from Fusarium vanettenii 77-13-4, 1746 nucleotides. RefSeq lists its product as uncharacterized. The record is from RefSeq and is a predicted model, not a curated record. The transcript is spliced from 5 exons. Gene Ontology annotation, biological process: regulation of DNA-templated transcription. Gene Ontology annotation, molecular function: DNA-binding transcription factor activity; sequence-specific DNA binding. NCBI's taxonomy places the organism in Eukaryota, Fungi, Ascomycota, Sordariomycetes, Hypocreales, Nectriaceae. Bases 1 to 1746 code for a protein of 581 amino acids.